Molecule: messenger RNA, 627 nt
Organism: Danio rerio (zebrafish)
Lineage: Eukaryota; Metazoa; Chordata; Actinopteri; Cypriniformes; Danionidae
Source: RefSeq, a predicted model, not a curated record
CAGCAGCAGGAACAGCAGUGGCAGGAACAGCAGCAGCAGGAACAACUGGAACAGCAGCAGCAGCAGCAGGAGUAGCAGCAGCAGGAACAGCAGCAGCAGCAGGAACAGCAGCAGCAACAACAACAGGAACAGCAGCAGCAGCAGGAGUAGCAGCAGCAGGAGUAGCAGUGGCAGGAACAGCAGCAGCGGGAACAACUGGAACAGCAGCAGCAGGGAUAGCAGCAACAGGUAUAGCAGCAGCAGAAACAACAGCAACAGGGGCAGCAGCAGCAGGGAUAGCAGCAACAGGUAUAGCAGCAGCAGAAACAACAGCAACAGGGGCAGCAGCAGCAGGGAUAGCAGCAACAGGUAUAGCAGCAGCAGACACAACAGCAACAGGGGCAGCAGCAGCAGAAACAACAGCAACAGGGGCAGCAGCAGCAGAAACAACAGCAACAGGGGCAGCAGCAGCAGACACAACAGCAACAGGGGCAGCAGCAGCAGAAACAACAGCAACAGGGGCAGCAGCAGCAGCAGACACAACAGCAACAGGGGCAGCAGCAGCAGACACAACAGCAACAGGGGCAGCAGCAGCAGACACAACAGCAACAGGAACAGCAGCAUUGGGAACAGGAACAACAGGCAUAG